CACACUAAAAAGAGUUCCUCAUCCCUUCCAGAAGCUGUGUAAUUCACAGCAGCGACAGUUCACAUCUGGAAUCUGGAAUUUCAAACAUCAUGACUACUUCAAUUGAGGAAAAAACUCUCUUCACCAUACAUUCCCAGAGCAUCUUUGUGUUCGACCCGCAUCACUCGGUCUACCUAGUCCACAAAGAGGAACAGACCUAUGCUCCCGAUCCUUGCCCCUACUCCCGCGAAGACCUUUCCAGAGAUGGUACGCCGGCUCCCAUCUUCCCACCAGUGUCCUUCCUGCGAGUCACCACAGAUCGCUUACCAAGGGAUACUCACCUGGGCUUCACGUUCGGCAGCAAUGCGGACCAGUGUGACAUCCUGCUUGACAAUGACCAAAGGAGAGGCAUCAGCAACCAACAGUUCUCCAUCAUUCCCAACCUAUCUACACCAGGAACCUUCCAUUUCCGGAAUUACAGUCAGCAUGCCACCAAGAUCCUGGUUGGAGACACGGGCCAGGUGGUCAAGUCAACCAGACGUAUAUCAGGCGAUACGCAAGUACACGUCCUCUUCGGACAUUUUGAUCUCCAGAUACGAUUUCCGAGCCAUAGAAGGCACCGGCCCGCGUUCCUGGAGAAGUGGGCCGAGUUUACGGCAAAGAAUGCGAGCCUCCCCUCAGACCUUCAGCACCUCGAGCUCGGCUCAAUGUUGAGAACGAGCCGAGCGCCAUCAAAGACGGGUUCAUAUCACCGCGGACCAAAGAUUGGGUAUGGGGAGAGUGGGGCCGUGUACUGGGAAGUGCAUCGAAAGACCGGUCAGGUCUACGCCGUGAAGUACUACCAUCAUGGCCGGCCCAACGAAGAGGCAAACCAAGAAGCGGAGUUAUUGGAGGAGAUCUCACAUGAACACAUCGUCCGGUUUAUCGGGUUCUUUGCCGAACCACGCGCGCUUGUCAUGGAAUACGUCGGUAUUACCCUCGAAGAAGAGAACGUAGUACGCCAGUUCUCACCUCUUGAAUUGAGAGAGGUUCUGAAGCAGCUUCUCCAAGCCCUCGGCUAUAUUCACCAACGUGGCAUCAUCCAUCGAGACGUCAAGCCUGCCAGCAUAUUGGUCAGGUCGCGGGAUCCCAUUUACGUCAAGCUUAGCGGCUUCACCACUGCGAGAACGCCAAAAUCACCGGAAGACAGGAAGUUCACUGCGCUCUACGCUGCACCAGAGAUGUUCGACGAAGACGAUGUUGAUAUUACCGACCGAAUCGAUAUCUGGUCGCUUGGCAUUGUGGCUUUACAGUUCUCCCAUGGGAUCCCAGCUUGCGUCCAACAAAAAACAGAUCCUUUUUGGUGGUUCACGCUUCAGUGCUGUCUCUCGAACUGUCGGACUACCUAUCUUGUUGAUGUUAUCCAGAACUGGCUCGCACCACAGCCGAGGACCCGUUGUCCUGCAAUCUUCAGCCUCAACUGCUUGCCAUACUUUACGCUACCUCAUAAGUCCCUUUUCGAUGGGAAUACUGUGUUAGACUUACCGGAUAACGACUGGCAGCAACUAGAAAGCAGAAUCGAAGAGAGCAUACCUGACACGGCGUCAUUCGAAGAAGACCCGUCUGCACCUCAUGUGCUGACACCAACGGAGGACGACCAAAGCGAGUGUAGCCAGCAUAAUGAGUCGCCAGGGACAGGCUUCAAUGCUUACUCCCAAAUUCGCGAUUGGUUGCCCGAUGCUCAAGAAGAGUCGAGUUUCAACGUCUACUCGUCACUCAGAGCUGAGCCUUCCCCAGUUAUUGUUAAAUCGCCAAGGCUGCCAUCGAGAGGUCUGAAAAAGAUGACGCGGAUGCAUCAGAUGCUUGUCUUCGUUGCCGACUCCUAG
Colletotrichum destructivum is the source of this 1844-nucleotide messenger RNA. RefSeq names its product Putative serine/threonine-protein kinase Atg1. Lineage: Eukaryota; Fungi; Ascomycota; Sordariomycetes; Glomerellales; Glomerellaceae. The coding region runs from base 90 to 1844 and encodes 584 amino acids. Gene Ontology annotation, cellular component: nucleus. The record is from RefSeq and is a predicted model, not a curated record. The transcript has 3 exons. Gene Ontology annotation, molecular function: protein serine/threonine kinase activity; ATP binding. Gene Ontology annotation, biological process: mitotic DNA damage checkpoint signaling; protein phosphorylation.